UUAUACUUGAAAGAAAAGCUUUAUAGAAAUUGUUCCAGGAAACUUAGUAUAGGAAGCGACACAGUCCAGCCACAGUUUUCAACUGGUGUGUUACGUUCAGCUAGAGAGAGUCUUCCUAGUGUGGACAGCGCGGUGGAUUCUUGGGGCGAAUUGGGAGAGAGUGGUAGUACUAUGCCAGAGAUAUUGAGAAUUUGGGAUACUGUUUCUGUAGACAGCGGACAGUUAGACUUAUCAAUACCAUCUUAUCCAGGAGUACAAGAAUGCGGUGAUUCCGACAAUAAAGCCCAGCAGAUAGUGCAUGUAUCGUUGCACAAGGAUCCUGUUUAUGAAGACUUUGGCUUUUCAGUGUCAGACGGUCUUUAUGAACGGGGAGUUUAUAUAAAUCGUUUACGGCCUGGCGGACCUUGCGAUGGUAUUCUGCGAUCAUAUGACAGAAUUCUUCGAGUGAACGAAACCAGCACGGAAGACUGCGACUGUUGUUUGACGGUUCCGCUUAUUGCAGCAGCCGGACCGCGUCUAGAUCUAACCAUAGCAAGACUCUUAUCCCCACAAAAUAUUAUAAAAACUUUGUAAAUCGAUACAAUAUCAUCUAUAAUCAACUGCUAAUAUAUCAUCGCUAUAAUCUUAUUACAGAAUAUCUUGGUUACUUUGAAGAAUACUUUAUCGUAAUAUUAAAUAUUUUAAAGAGUACUGAAUAAACUAAAUAUUGUUGAUACUGGUAGUUAUUUUUGAGGCAUGACUGUAAUUUUAUAUAUGAGCAUUGCCUCGAACAAUAUAUAAUGCUUUCAAUAUAUUUUUGUACAUGUGUAUAUUAUUUAUAAAAAUAGAUGCAUAGAUUGUGGUUUUCCAGUUAAAACAUCUUUUCCUACAUAAAAUUCACACGCACGCACGCACAUGCCCAACAUACAAUCUGUGAACAUGCGCCUGUAUAUUGACACUUAAAAAACUAAAGAAGUUAAAUAAAAUUAGAACAACACAAUAUAAUUUGUAUAAUGUCCAAAUCACAAAUACAUAAACUGUAUUGUAACUGUUUAAUUAUUUAGAUAAUUCAACACAAUUUUCACAAUGUAAUUUCUAUAUAUUAAUAAAUAUGCAUCAAAUAUGUGAGAA
This is a messenger RNA of Formica exsecta, 1110 nucleotides long. RefSeq names its product glutamate receptor-interacting protein 2-like. Lineage: Eukaryota; Metazoa; Arthropoda; Insecta; Hymenoptera; Formicidae. The transcript has 2 exons. The record is from RefSeq and is a predicted model, not a curated record. Gene Ontology annotation, molecular function: protein binding. Gene Ontology annotation, biological process: neurotransmitter receptor transport, endosome to postsynaptic membrane. The coding region runs from base 172 to 573 and encodes 133 amino acids.